AUGGCGAGUCUGCUCCGACACCACGACACCAAGGUCCUGGUGGCGUUUUGGCUACUCGGCCUGAUAAAUAACGUCCUGUACGUCAUCAUUCUUUCGGCCGCCCAAGAUCUCGUCGGCUCCUCGAUUCCAAAAGGCGUCGUUCUCCUCGCAGAUGUCAUGCCGUCCUUUUUCACCAAGCUCACGGCGCCGUACUUUAUUCACCAUGUACCGUACCGAGUGAGAGUCCUUGUGUUCAUCGCCUUGUCAGCCGUCGGUAUGCUCAUGGUUGCGUUGACGCCGCCGUCGGGUUCCGUGUCAAUCAAGAUGCUUGGGGUGGUGAUGGCGAGCCUAAGCAGUGGAGGAGGCGAGCUCAGCUUCUUGGGGCUAUCGCACUACUACGGACAAAUAAGCCUGGUAGGAUGGGGGUCGGGAACUGGUGCAGCGGGCUUGGUAGGAGCCGGCCUGUACGUUGCCUUGACUGAAUGGUGGGGAUUCAGCGUAAGAGACAGCUUGCUGUUCUCGGCAUGUUUGCCUGCCGUCAUGUUUGUCAGCUUCUUCUUCGUUUUACCGCUGCAUCCAUUGCGAAGCUCCUUGCAGCAGAGACAGAAGGACUAUGAGACGCCGCCGGAACAGCAUCUUGCGGAAGAGGAUGAAGAGGAUAUGCCUCAGGGAGCAGCUUCUUCUGCGUUGCUGGCCCCGGGUGCGUCCGACGUUGAUGCAGCGUGCUCGUCGACGCACCUGCAGGGGCGGCCAAGCUCGUUCAAAAACAAUUUGAGCCGCGCCAGGUCCCUAUUCAUGCCAUACAUGGCACCUCUCUUACUGGUUUAUAUUGCGGAAUACAUUAUCAACCAAGGGGUCUCGCCGACCCUGCUGUUCCCCGUCGAAUCAUCUCCUUUGGAAGAAUUUCGCGGCUUCUACCCCGUGUACGGAUUUUUGUAUCAACUCGGCGUCUUUGUAUCCCGAUCAUCCACUCCGUUUAUCCGCAUCCACAGGCUCUAUGUCCCUUCCGUCCUGCAAGUCGGCAACAUGGUGCUUCUGACUCUGCAGAGCUUGUUCUUCUUCAUCCCUUCGGUGUACAUUGUCUUUGUCAUUAUAUUCUGGGAAGGCCUGUUGGGAGGCGCAGUAUACGUGAAUUGUUUCGCCGAGAUUAUGGAGAAGGUCCCGGAAGAAGAGCGGGAGUUUAGUCUAAGCGCCACCACUGUAAGUGACAGUGGAGGCAUAUGUGUUGCGGCAUUUGCAAGUAUUCUGCUGGAGCCGAGGCUUUGUGCAUAUCAGGUGGCGCAUGGGAGGGAUUGGUGUCGGCGGAUUGAAGCCCAACAAGGCUGA
This is a messenger RNA of Metarhizium album ARSEF 1941, 1305 nucleotides long. Its product is annotated as protein btn1. Gene Ontology annotation, biological process: regulation of intracellular pH. The transcript is spliced from 2 exons. Gene Ontology annotation, cellular component: vacuole; membrane. NCBI's taxonomy places the organism in Eukaryota, Fungi, Ascomycota, Sordariomycetes, Hypocreales, Clavicipitaceae. The coding region runs from base 1 to 1305 and encodes 434 amino acids. The record is from RefSeq and is a predicted model, not a curated record.